CAGCAAGCCCUGAAGGCGCGGCAGAAGGACUCCCCGGAGAGCAGGUCCUCCAGCCCUCGCGACUCCGGCCUCGUCAUGUCCUCCGCGGCAGCCUCAGACGCCGAGGCCGACCCUCGCUCUCCCACCGGCGGCGCCUCCUUCAAGAACUCCCUGGCGUUCUUCCAAAGGGCGGCUCAUCUCGUGGCCAAUAACACGAAGAACUCACACAUGGGAAACCGCCAGAAGGAAUCCAGACGAAGAUCAUCUCGAGGCAGCAGCUGUUACGGAAGCAGCAGCAGCGAGGCUUGGAGUGUGACCUCGGAUGACCCCAACGGCGUGUCCGCUGACCUCAUCAACGGCUACGGGUUUUACUUGGAGGAUGACCUCAACACCUUCGAGGACCAGGGAACCUACGAGCAGGUGCUCUUCAUCAACGGUCGGCCUCAAUACCAGGACGAUGUGAGGUCCUCCAACGCAGACCUGAUGGAGAUGUGCCAGACGUCACCCUCCAGCGCCUCCCUCAAGGUCCAGCAGGAACACCAGAGCCGAGGACGACACAGUUCGCCCAGCGGAGAACGGAGCAGGAGCAGUAGUUACACGCGAGUGCGGAUAGAUGGCAGCACCGGCAGCUCCGUGGUCGUGUCCGCAGCGGGCCCCGCCUCCGACCCGCAGCCGCAGUCAGUCGCUCACAGCUACGGCUCGUUACCUAGACGCUCCUAGUGAGGGUGACUUUAGCGGUUAUGUGACGCUGCCAAGGAGGAAGCCAUAUUUAAAUUUUAAGAGUGUGUCGUGUGGUUCAAAUGCGAAUAAUAGUGUUGGUUCGGAGUUUGAUAAUGAAGACUUAAGUUAUUUCAAGGAAAGAGUGGGCAUCUUGAGAAACUGUGGUGUUAAUUCGAUAACUCGCACGCAGAGCUUUAAGGAGGGACUCAAUUGCUAUUCUCACGAGUACAGCAACACUGCGUACGGCUUAUCGAGAACGCAGAGCUUCCACGAUGGCCUAGCGGGGGACUUCAACGCGCUAGAAAGUGGCAAGACGAAGCUCCAAAGGGCGCCGUCCGUGGAUGAGAUUUUAGAGUCUGUGAAGACCCUGAGGGCGAGGAAGACGAUGGUCAAGUCAACGCCAGACCUCCUGAGUCCCCAGGAGCCUGUGUACCACUCGGCGUCGCUGCCGAGGCACAAGGGCAGCAAGGGCAAGGGCUCCCGCGCCGCAGGGACGUCGUCCCUCCUCGGCGUGAGAUACAACGGGCCCUCCUCCAACGAGUCGCUCUACGAGCGCGUCCCUGAACCCGACUACGAGCAGAUCCCCGAGUCCCUGGUCGGCGGGACGCCCUACUACGAGAACGUGUGUCGCGGCAACAACCACUACGAGAACAUCCACCUGAAGGGCGAGGUAAUCUACGACAGUCCGAGGCCCACCGACCACAGCCUCCACCACCACUACGACAAAGUCCACGGCUCGGCGGACCUCCACUAUGAGAACGUCAAAUUCGAUGCGCCCGUCUACGAGAACGUGGACGAGAAGGAGCCUACCUACAUGAACGUUAACGGCACGUCCAAGUCCGGCAACGUGUACGCCAAUAUCGACACGGGCGGCAGCACCAACAAAAAGACCGGCAGCCUUAAGUCCUCGAAGUCAAGGUCGAACAAGGUCACCAUCAGUGGGAACUCCAUGAUGCAGGGCACGACCUACGACGUCCCACGGGCGGCCACCCACAUCUACGACUCCCCACAGAGGCAGGUGCGGUCCGUGGCGUCGACGCAGGCCAACGAGUAUGACACGCCGAAAAACAACCGCUCGAUCCUGCCGCAGUCCACGCAGAUCGUCCUCAAGGCCAAGCACGACCAGAAGUCCAAGAUCGACGACAUCUUCGCCGACUGCGACAAGGACUCCCUCGAGGGCGACAGGGACAGAGAACCCGACAUACCUUCGCCAGGACGAAACACAUACGUCCAUGCCGAUUUUGAUUACGGCAGCGAGGAGGAGGGUGACGGCUAUGAGGACGCGGCCAAUGACUACGUCUCGGCUGAAUUUCCUGACGAAGGCCUGGGAGAAUCCGACAACAGGUCCUACUAUGCGGAAGAUCCUGCAGGCCUCGAGGUCAUUCUAGAAGAACCCGAGGAGGACUACUGCAGCUCACACGGGUCCGAGGACGACCUCCAGAGGGACGUGGACAUCACCCACGAGCUCAAGGGCGAGAGGAGGUCGCUGGACGGUUCCGAGGGAAUCGGGUCGGCUGAGGGAGACAGCCACUCGUCGGGAGGAUCCGAGCACUACGGCGAGGAGGACUGUGCGAGCUCGGGCAUUCACAGUGAAGACACUCCUUCUCCGGGCCCGCCUGUGGAACCCGAGAAGGAGGACCACCACCACCAGGACGCCUCGGGGGACAAGAAGAGGGAGGAGGACAGAAUUCAGAAGGACAGGUGUAUUGAAGUCUACCCUGAAACCGUGAGACAGCGACAGAGGAACAUGAUGGCGUCGGCAAAUAAGGUGGACAUCAAGAACUGGAACUCGGGCUCCGGCAGCGAGAGCAGCCAGAACAGCCCGUCGAAGGUGAAGAAGUUCCUGCCGUCGGUGAAGGCGCUGAGGAACCAGUUCGAGACCGGCAAGACCAGCAACGGCAAGGCCUCCGAGACCGCCACUAACGGCCACCACCAGACCUCCAACGGGACAAACGGCAGCACCCUCAACCGCAAUGGAGAAGACCAGCAGUACCACGAGCCUCAACUCCGGCGGCGGCUCCUGCGAGAACCUCCUGAACCCCGCGUCCGCCAUGGCCGAGAAUGGGCGCUCGCAGCAGGUCAUUGACCCCGACGAGCCCGUGGAGCCCAUCUUCAACCAGUUCAAGAAAGUGGACGAGGAACUGCGCGAACUGAUGAGCAAACCGCCGUCUACCAGCGGAUGGAACCCGCGCCCUCUGCUGAAACGCCUCUACUACAUCCCCGACGCCCCCAAAGUACAGAGUCAAGGUACCACCUACGUGAACAUCGAGGGAUACCUGGAGAAGCUUCCGUCUGGGCGAAAGAAAGCCACCUUUUGGAACGCCUGGAAGCGACGUUACUUCGUGGCCAAAGAGGGAGUGCUUUAUUACUACCAGAAUCCUCAAGCAGACAAACCCAGCAUGAAGAUGACUCUGAUGGGAGGCAAAGUAGAGUGUAUGGAACCCAACAUGGUCGGCGUCGAUGAUGGGACCAGAGAACCGAAGUCUGGAGCCAUGAUUGGUAUUGAUGACGGGAAGGGCCACUACGUCGUGGUGAGAUGCAGCUCUCGUCAGGAGGCCGAGCGAUGGCGCAGGGCCCUCGAGACGCACACGGUCGAGGACUUCGCCAGCCAAUACGUACAGCCCUGGCCCGUCCCCAACGACCCUGCGCUCCUCAGGGACACCCUUGUUAUUGACCUGGGUUCCUGCUCCGUCAGGGCGGGUGUCCUCGCCUCGCAGGCCACCUUGCCCCAGCUGUUCCUUCCCUCGGUGGUGGCGACGGAGCGAGAGUCACGGCGCCAGAUCUGGGGUUACGACUCCCUGGCGCCCGACGUUCGCGCCGCCUCCACUAUCUCGUUCCCCGUCCGGCCCUCGCACAAAAUUACGAAGUACUCUGUAGACCUGAGUGCCGUCUCAAGUCUCCUGCAGAAGACCUUCGCCGACCUGAGGGUAGACCCCAAGAACUACCAUCUGCAGCUCUCCGUCCCUCGCGUCCUUAACUCCAGCACGCAGACGGAGCUCCUGCGGGUUCUCUUCGACAAGUUCGGCGUCAAGUCCGUGAACCUCACACACCAGUCCAUCCUCGCGCUCUAUGCCUACAACGCCACGUCCGGGAUCGUCGUGGACAUCGGCGAGAGGAUGGACAUCGUGCCCGUCAUCGAUGGGUACAUCGUGGAUGGUGGCGUGUCUAGGGUUCCCUACGGAGGAUACCGGAUACUGGAUCACCUUCGGCAGUUCUUGUACAUGAGGAACGUCUCCCUCAUCAACGAGGUCGAGAGUUACAUCAUCAGACAUGUGUUGGAGAAUAUCUGUUACUGCGCCCACCACUACAACACAGAGAAGGCCCGCUGCGCCAACAACCCCGACAACUUCGAAAAGGGCGUCUCCCUCUCUGAAUACUUCCACAACAAAGACUGUCCUUACGACAACAUCUCUCUCGACUUUGGACGAUUCCAAGCCACGGAAGGCCUCUUUAACCCAGACGCUUGGGGUCUGGAUCACCCCGGGCUCCACAAACUAGUAUACAAGGCUAUAAUGGAGUGCAGCAUGGACAUCCGAAAGGAGAUGAGCAGGAGCAUCUUCUUGGCCGGAGGAGUAACGCAGCUUCCAGGCCUCGUGGACAGACUCACCACCGAGAUCGACAACCUCACACCACCCGCUAUUAGACCCAAGGUCCACGCUUCGCCGUACCGGUACCACGCUGCGUACAUCGGCGCGUGCGUGCUAGCAGAGUCUCCCGGUUUCGUGCAGUCCCGUGUCACCAGAGAGGAGUGGAAUAAACAGGGUCCGGCCGCUCUCCGCAAGUGGUCGUUGUAGAGAGGACACGCGCCGGAGCGAUGUGUUUUUGAGCUUUUAUAUAGAGGGGGAUUAUUAUUGAUGAUGAUGAUAAUAAUAUCCCUUCUUAUUUUGGUCACGGAACGCUAGUUAGGCGCUAAGAACGUGCUGUUAACGUCUCCUCGG
Penaeus monodon (black tiger shrimp) is the source of this 4637-nucleotide messenger RNA. RefSeq lists its product as uncharacterized. The record is from RefSeq and is a predicted model, not a curated record. Lineage: Eukaryota; Metazoa; Arthropoda; Malacostraca; Decapoda; Penaeidae.